Amphiprion ocellaris (clown anemonefish) is the source of this 3715-nucleotide messenger RNA. Its product is annotated as E3 ubiquitin-protein ligase RING2-A-like. NCBI's taxonomy places the organism in Eukaryota, Metazoa, Chordata, Actinopteri, Pomacentridae. The record is from RefSeq and is a predicted model, not a curated record. Gene Ontology annotation, cellular component: ubiquitin ligase complex; PcG protein complex. Gene Ontology annotation, molecular function: ubiquitin protein ligase activity; chromatin binding. The transcript is spliced from 7 exons. Bases 754 to 1941 code for a protein of 395 amino acids. Gene Ontology annotation, biological process: negative regulation of DNA-templated transcription.
UGCCCGUGACGUGCUCAGUUUUCAACUCUGGCCAACUCUGGCCCAGCAACGAGUUGGUGCCCGAAACAGCCCCAGUUUUUGGAGCCCGGAGCCGCAGCUCCGCUGGUGGAAAGACAAAAAACCGGUGCCAGGUCGGGCACUGGCUCCGACUCCAAACGGACUCCACCCCGAUGGAAAACCCCUAUAAAUGGACUCUAGAACCAGGUACUGAGGAGCUGAGGGAAUGCUGUUCUUUAGAACACAUUCAUCUUUAAGAUCAUUUUGCUUUUUUCAGGUCACGUAUCUAAAUCAUAAAGUGAUUCUUGUUAUGUAAAAAGCAUAAAUAAAGAGCUAUUCUUUUAUAAAGUGAUGAAUUUUAUGAGUUAUACUAAAAGCCUGGAGACAGUUUGUUUUCGUUUCCUGUUGUAAUGCACCGUGUGGCCGCUGGAGGUCAGUGCUGCGGACAGAGGGUGAGCAGCAGCCGGGUGGAGGCGAGCUGUUCUGGGGAGAAGAAGAAGAAGACUGGCUAACGUUUGCUAGCAGAUGAUUCUGAAAAUGUUCCGUUCUGGAUGUUUUCUGGUGUUUUUCCUCAUCUAACGGAGUCCGACCUCAUCCUAAACCCCCUCUGCAGACACUGUAGAGACUCCGGCUGGAAACAAGCCCCGCUGUGUGGAGUUGUUGUGUUUUAGGGACCAGUUUUCUGUGUGUUUCUGUGUUUAUCUCCUCAGUCAGCUGUCCUCCUCAUCACCAGGGAGGACUGUGGAACCAGCAUCCAUGGCAGCUCCUGUCAACAUCCAGACCCCUAGUAAGACCUGGGAACUGAGUCUGUACGAGCUGCACAGGAGCCCCCAGGAGGCCAUCAUUGACGGCACGGAGGUGGCGGUGUCUCCUCGGUCCCUCCACAGUGAGCUCAUGUGUCCCAUCUGUCUGGACAUGCUGAAGAACACCAUGACCACCAAGGAGUGUCUCCAUCGGUUCUGCUCCGAAUGCAUCGUCACUGCUCUGAGAUCAGGGAACAAGGAGUGUCCGACUUGCAGGAAGAAGCUGGUCUCCAGACGUUCUCUACGCAGAGACGCAAACUUCGACGCUCUGAUCUCCAAGAUCUACCCGAGCCGAGACGAGUACGAAGCCCACCAGCGCCGAGUCCUGGACAGGCUCAACAGACUCCACAACAAGGAGGCCCUGAGCUCCAGCAUCGAGGAGGGUCUGCGCCAGCAGGCCCGUUACAGGAACCACCGGGUGAAGAAGCCCACCCAGGAGAGUGAUAACACCACCUUCAGCGGUGGGGAGGAUAACGGAGACUCCCGCUCACACCUGUCCCAUGACUCCGCCCCCUCACACGCCCCCCACCCCCGGGACCAGAUGCCCCCCGAGGCCGGGCCGAGCCGGAAGCGUCCCCGCGGCUCCGAGGAUGGAUCGGGGCCCGAGGGGGACAGCGGGAGUCCCACUCCUCCUCUGAGACGCCACAAAGAAGGACCGGGAUCUGAGAUAGAGCUGGUGUUCAGACCUCAUCCACAGCUGGUCCAGGACCAGGACUACAGCCAGACCAGGUACGUGAAGACGACGGCCAACGCCACCGUGGAUCACCUGUCCAAAUACCUGGCGCUGAGAAUCGCUCUGGAGGAGCGACGGAGCGAUGGAGAAGUGGAGGACAGAGGAAGGGAGGAAGGAGGAGAAGGAGGGAGCAGUCUGAGCAGCAUCAGUGAGAAACAGUACACCAUCUACAUCCUGACCAGAGGAGGACAGUUCUCUACUCUCAAUGGUUCUCUGACUCUGGAGUUGGUCAAUGACAAAUACUGGAAGGUGAGGAAACCUCUGGAGCUUUACUACGCUCCCACCAAGGACCAGCAGCAGCCACAACAACAACCACCACCACAACAACAACAACAACAGCAACCACCACCACCCCCACCACAGCAGCAGCAGCAGCAGAGAUCUCCUCCCCAGCAGAGGGAUGGAUGAGGAACAUCUCCUUCUGAUGGAGUCUCUUACUGAACCUCCAGACUAAAGUCUUCUCAGCAUGUUUUCAUUUUACUGCCAUUAACUGGACUCACGGAUUCAUGUGUUCAUCUGGAACCUCAGACGUUUACCUGAUGGUUUAAGGAGGAUUUAUCCAGAAAAACAAGCAGAUUUAUGAAAGAAGAGAUGAUUAUAAAAUACAAACCACUAAUGAACAUCUGGUAAACACCAGACACCAUUUGGAACCUUCUGAUGUUUGGUUGUGAUGAGCUGAAGACAUCGGAGGAGUUUGGAGAUCUUUGGAUGAAAUGAAUCCCUUCAGCUGGAUUCUUAUUAUUACUUCUGCUUUAAAAGAGGAAGCUCUGUGUUUAACCUGCAGCUUUCUGGUAAUAAGUUCUGGAUUAUUUUCACCAUUGGUGCCAAAAUACCAAUGUUUGAAGCUUCAGUUCCAGUUUGUCCUCCAGAUACUCACAUUUACUACAAAACUAAAUAAAACAUCAAAAUGUAAGAAACUAAGUGAUGUUUGAAGGAUCCUCCUGGUCAGGAAAAGUCUUUUAAAAUCUAAGUAAUAUUUUGUAGGUUAAAUGCUGGAAUAUAAGCCAUAAGUUUUUAGAUGAAUCAAAUAUCCGUCUCUUCAGGUUCAAUAUUCUCAUCUAGAAAUGUUCAGUUUUCCUUCUGAUCUGUGGCAGAACAUCACGCUUUUAUACAGAGGUGAGGGCAGAAGAUCGUUUACCUGCAGCUUUAAACGUCUUAUUUCAAAUUAAAUCUACCUUCAGUCUAACAGAGACUCGGCUCAGACCAACUGUUCAGGCUGGAACCGGUUCUGUUUCACAGAUGAAUUAUUUCCACGUUUUAUUGUAUACACUUAAACUAAAAAAUGUCACAAAUUCACAAGACUUUCUCGUUUCCAAUGAGAGCCAACUUCUUGUUUCCGACCACAUUUUUGAUUGUGUUGAUCCACAUUUCAGCAUUAUUAUUGUUGUUAUUAUUUUUAUUAUUAUUAUUAAUAAUAUUCCCUUCCACAAACAGCCUCCCAUUAAUUAAAGCCAGACCAGGUAAAUGUGUGAUUAUAUUUGCGUAUUUUUGAUCUUUUAUUGCUUGAAAACUUUAAAUUUCAUCCUUUUUUCCAACAAGAUCUUCAAAAACGGAACAAUCUGAACAAAGCCAUACGUGUUGCUCAGUUUCUGCUCUUAAAGUUUAGUUUUCUUUGUUCUGCAUUUAAUGUCUGAAUCUAUUUAUGAAAUCUUUGUCUAAUUUAAUUUCUGUCUUCAGGACUGAAGCUGUUUCCCCCUGAGUAGAAUAACGCUGCAUUAGUGUUUGGACCAGUUAGAAGCAGUUUACCAGUUUGGAUUGGAGAGAAUUUGUAUUUUUAGAGGCAGGGAUGACGGUGUGGGUGUUUCCUAGAAUUGUAGGAGUCCGUUCGGGUCUCAUUUCCUUCAGAACCUGAACCUUUCUGCUGGAUUUUGCUCCGUAUUUUAAACUUGUAGCUGAACCGUUCCUCCCGUUUUCCCUUUAAUGGAACUCCACCUACUGCCGUUUUUUAUUUAACAUGUUUUCAUGGAACCUACAUUCACUGGGUUUUCCUUAUUUAAUGUGUUCUUGUCUUUUCUCUCCAGUUCUUCUGCACUUUAUAUUCCUGCAGCAGCCAUAUCGUUUCUAUUUACCUCAGUUUAUACAAUGCUUGGAUCAGAAAAAAUGCAGUUUCCUUUCCUGUUGUAUAAUUUGACCUUUUUCUUCUUCUGUCUACAAUUCAGCACAAUAAACUGUUGAACUGAAA